Penaeus vannamei (Pacific white shrimp) is the source of this 1845-nucleotide messenger RNA. The record is from RefSeq and is a predicted model, not a curated record. NCBI's taxonomy places the organism in Eukaryota, Metazoa, Arthropoda, Malacostraca, Decapoda, Penaeidae.
AUGGAUGCUGCCAGCCUCUCUCCCCGGCUCCACCCAACCCUUGCUGCUGGCAUUGACCCCAUCCAUGAAACGUACCGGGUAGAAUCUCCGAAUGCUGAUGUUAAGGAACCCAUCAUUGAGACUAUAGCUCCUCCCUCAAUGCAGGACCUUGGUUCGGUGCCUUCAAGUUCAACAAAAUCUCUACAGAACACCUGCAAUAGCUCUCAGAACAUGUCUGCUAGUGGAAACAGAAAUAGUAGUGGCAGUAAUACAACCAGUAGUUGUAGCACAUGUAGCAGUGAAAGCAAAUGUGGUAGCACAAGUAGCAGUAACAGUAGCAGCAGUAGUUCAAGUAGUUGCAGCACAGCAGAAGAGAGUAGCAGUCCAGAGAGAUGUCCUGCAGGUACCUUGAGUACCAGCAGUAGCCCUGACAGCUGCUCUCGUGUCAACUCGGACAACAGUGUCAGCAAUGACAGCAACAAUGGUAGCACUGAUAGCAAUAGUGGCAGUGAAUCUUCAUCUCAGAGUGCUAGCGGAAGCAAUCAGAGUCCCACAGCCAUGGCUUCAGGGAAAACAAACUCUCUCAAACAGAUUUGCCGAGUUUUGCCAAUGCCCUCAACAAACAGUCGCCGCUCUUCUUCAGCAAGUGAACAUAGUGAUGCCAUUGGUCAUGCUGGUCACAAUCACUCUCCUCCUGCAGCCAAUCAGUCACCAAGAAACUCUGAUGAGAAUGAAGGAAACAGCACAGCAGGACGUGGAAGUGAACGCAAGAAGAUAUGUAUGAAGAGGAAUUAUAAGACUGUAAUCAAGAAAUACCCCCUCAGAAGUGGCAUGAGGAAAAGCAAGCCCUAUGAAACUGUUCAGAUAGAAAUCAAUGAAACAAUAGAGAUUCCAGGGGGUGAAGGAUCAGGAAUGGUGCGCAAAAGACAAGAAGAAACUACAAAUCGUAGCAGUGAUGGGGAGAAUUCCAAGGAAAACUCAGUCUCUAAAAAAGUGUUAAAGUUCUCAGAUGACAACAAUGACAUUACAGUCAGCAUUGUCAACAACAACAACCUUUGUGAGUUUUCUAAGUCUCGCGUUCACAAGUAUCGCCACAAGACUGUUCUCCAGCUGGAUGGUGCAGCGGAUGGCUCAUCCUCAAGUGCAGAAAUGAGCGAGAGCCAGGAUGAAGGCACAGGAGAAGAGAGGCGAAGACUGCAGGAGCAAGAAGACCCUCAGACUCCCCCUCUGCACUCGGCACUGGCCAUGCGCAUCAAGGAGCAGUCUCUUGCCAGGAGCUCGCCAGGAGAAGAAGGGCCUUAUAAGUGUGGCAAGUGCAAAAGACUUUAUAGAACAAAGGAGAGCUAUCAGAAACAUAUAGAAACAUGUACAUUUGAAGUUGACAGUUCAAGCACGUCAGAAGAUGAAGAAUACGAGGAAGUUCACAUAGAAGAGGAGGAAGAGGGUACUUCAAGUACACUCCCACACUUGCAGGAGGAGAAAAUAGAUGAUGUCAUUCAGGAAAACCUCCAUAUGCCAUCCCUCAGUGAGAGAGAAGAAUAUCCUUCUAUCAGUCAGCAUAAUGUACAUGUUCCAUUGCUGUCUGAAGAUUCUGUGAUGCCCAAUACCUCUGCAAACCAGCCAUCUGAUAUUGAUGUCUCAGCUCAGUCAGUUGAUGACACCAAACCUUCUGUGGUUGUUGAUCUUGAAGGGCAUGCAAGGCCAUCAGGGGAGGAACCUGCUGUUAAGAGGGCAAGACUGGAUGUCACUCUGCCACGUCUGCACGGGGUACACCGGCAGGUACGGACAGCCAUCAAAAAGUGCCAAAGUACUAGCGAGGAUGUGGAACUACUGCAGGUUGUGCGAGUCCCCCCCCUCCAGGAGUGA